CAUAAGAUGUGAUCACGUUUAAAGUGCUCUUUGUAACUGUGUGUGUGUGUCGUUUGUUGACAUGAACACAAGUUCAGGUCUGCAGGAAACACAAUCACACCCAGUGAGUGAUGUGUAGUUGUACGUAUCCGAGCAGGUGCGUGUAGAUACGUGGCGUGCAGCGUUGUAACCAGACAACGAACGCACGCCGGAGGUCGCGGGUUCUACUCCCGCUGCAGCUCGCCGGUAACGCUCGGCGGUGCAUUAAAGUUCCCCGCGCAUCAACGCGCUGCUCGCCGCUGUUCCAGCAGGCGGCGCGUCCCCUGCGGAUCUGAUGCAACGGGGCUGCAACUGAAGUUACACCUCGGAACUGCAACACCGUGUCCCUCCGCCGCCCGCGCUCACACGAACUAGUCCGGGUUCACACCGAGAUGCUCCUACGCUCUUUUAAAAACUGUGUUUUACCGUUUUUUUCCCAUUAAAUUGUUUUGCUGGUUUCGCUGUGUUGCGUGAAACGCUGCCGGGCAACGUUGCGGCUGCGCGUGAUGUUUUAAGCACUUUCUCCGCCUCGCGACGUCAUUUUGACACUUGAAAGCGCACGUGGCAUCAACGUGUGUUUGAAUGCGUGUGUCGUGAAUCGUCUCGGUUUAUACUUACUUUAAAAUACUACAAACGUGAGAACAACAAGCCGCCCUCCGGGGAGCGAGGGGAAAGUCCCGGCUUCAUGACGUCACGGCCCGGCUGAACUCGGUAAAGAGAAGAAGAAGAAGAAGAAGAAGAAGAAGAAGAAGCGAAAAAGCCCCGCGGAGUGAUCCCGCGCGCCCGUGAUCAGGUCCCGCGCUGUGCGAGUUCCAAAAGUAGCGGAUUUAAAAACUUUCUGUCCGCAAGUCUGCCGGUGGAAAUAGCGCCAUCGCGAAGAGAAGGGCCGGAGAGAUGGCGUUUUAAAACCCGCAACCGAGCGCCUCUUUCCCGGGAAGCUCCGCAGCUUUGCUCCGCCGCGACGCGCUAGGAGACCACUCAGAAACUAUGGGGUCUUCAGGUCUUCUCACAAUUCUUUCACUUAGCGAAUGCACCGUUUGUGCUUUUGAACAAUUUAAUCGGAGAAGACGACACAAUGGCGGCAUCGAUCCUUCGCAGGAAAAUUCCUCCCAUUUCCACGGCCGAGCUCGGCGCGGCCCCUCUCCGACGAGCUAGCCGCAGCCAAUCACGGCCGGGGACGGGGGCGGAGCCAGCGGGGAGGCAGCGCUUAAUUGGUGAUGGUCACUCAGAUUGGAUGACGGAAAAAGUUGAUUUGUCCUCAUUUGUGUCGACGACCGAGUCCUCCCCCUGCUCAUCGCUUCCCCCCUCGCCGCUGGAACAGGAUGUCAAGGUGCCCUCGGAUCUGGAGGUCAUGACCUCUCUGCUGCAGGAGGAGCUGGCUCAGCUGGAGGACUACUUCCGCUCCGAAUCCGCCUCGGCCACCAACAAGUUGGAGAAACCCUCCAAAUGUGACAAGGGCGCCGUAACCAUGGGAACCCAGUCGUACUACCAGUUGCCCUACGGCUCCUAUGGGGCCGGCCAAUCAGAGGCCGGCCCCGUGGUCGUCAGCUUGGCGACCGGCGAGCUGGACCUGGCCGGCUUCUGCGGCGGCCCCAUCGGCAGGACCAAAAUAGCGCGGCCGGCGCCGUACAACUACCACCACCGCUACCACCACCACCAUCACCAUGGCAACGUCAACAACAACAACAACAACGGCGGCGGUGGGCGGAGGAUGGCCAGCGAGGCGGCGAAGGUUGGCGAGGACGCCGGGCUGGACGCCUGGGGCCCGAGGGGGAGUUACUCAGGUACCGCAGAGCUGUCGGCCAACCACUACUCUACGCUGAAGCCCGUGAGCAAGGGCGCCCUCCUCGGCGGGGGGGCCAAGAAGGCGAGGGAGUGCGCCCUGUCGCUGAAGGAGGAGGAGAGCUACUGCUUCUCCGAGGGAAUGUUCUGCAGCGAGGAGAUCGCGCGGGGCUUCUGCCUCGGCGGCUCCUACGACCUCCACCACAAACGGGACGCCGCCGCCAAGGUCGGCGCCGACGACGACUACGAGGGCGCCGGGCCGGAGGUGCUGCACUGCGGCAAGGACGCGGGACUUCCCGGGGGGCUCCCCCAAGAGACAAUGGCCGGCGACGCCUACUUCCACCACCACCACCACCACCACCACCACCAGGCCGCGGAGCCUUACCACAGCUUUAUAGGAGACCUGGACCCGCCCCCACAAGCACAGGCCGUCGAGCCCCAGCACGGCCACUACCUCUACCCAGAAUGCCUUGCGGACCAAAGCUACGAAUGUCUGUCCAGAGGGGAGGGCGAGGGGACACUCAUGGGCGUCCCCAUCCACCGACCCACCCAGAGGCUAAAGGACGAGCCCAGCGCCGGGGGCAAGGCGCCGCUGCUGAUGGACGUCGGCGCGCCGCCCGAGGCCGCCACCGGCGAGAGGAAGCAGAAGAAGAGAGACCAGAACAAGACGGCGGCUCACAGUCCCUUGCGUUGCAGGUACCGUCUGCGGAAGAGGGCGGAGCUUGACUCUCUGGAGGAGGAGCUUCACGGCCUGGAGGGGCAGAACCGGGAGCUGCGCGACAAGGCGGAGUCGGUGGAGCGGGAGAUCCAGUACGUGAAGGACCUGCUGAUCGAGGUGUACAAGGCGCGCAGCCAGCGGCUCAAACAGGACGGCAGUGCCUAAAAAAACUCCCAGCAAGCACCGGGAGGGACUCAAAAUGGUAGUUUGCAUGAUUUUUGGUAGUUCUUUGUUUUCCUAAAAACACUCAAAUGUUCCAAGAGGAUGAAGCCGAAAAAAAACGUUAAAAAAAGCACACGUUUCCUAAAAAAAACACGCAGAAGGAGAAUUCCUGUGAGUGGAUUGAGAGACGCCUUCGUGGGCCGGCGACCACUGUGAAGACCGUUUACAGUGAUGAAGAUGCUUCUUCUGCUUCCUGUCAACGCUCAAUGCAGAUGUUUUGUUUUAUAUUUUUUACUUGAUGAUGUUCAUUUUUCAUUUUUCUUCCUCUUGAAAACAAUCGACUGAAUAAAAAGUGGAUUACGGGAGAAAAAUAAAGUAUUCAUCACCAGAGACAUUUACAAAAUGUGUAUUGCUUUAAAAAAAAUGUAUUUACACACUUCUUUACCCCCCCCACCUCCCUCCUGUACACACACACACACACACACACACGCUGAAUUACCCACAAUGCAUGUUUGAUUUGGGGGGAAAGCAUGUGCGAGUGUUAUUUGAAGGCAAUAUUUUGUUACCUGCAUGGCUUCAAGAUCUCCACCUGCAGCUUCGUUUGCUUCUUCUUGCCGUGAUUCCACGCUCAGGAACCCCCCCCCAGAGAAACUACAACAAAUCAGUUGGGUGGGGGGGGGCUUUUAUUUUCCUUCCUUUGUCUGCCCCCCCCCGGCUGUAUUUUGCGACGUAAACAAUCACCUGUUGACGCGACAAUAAAUCGUUGUUAAACAGAACGUCUUGAUGGGAAUUUUCUGAUUUCUUUUCCUUAUUUUAUUGAAUUUGAUGUAUUUGAAAUUCAGGAAUCAAUGUCAGGAAAUGAUGCAUCAGGUGAAAUGAGAGCCAAAUAAAACCAGUGUGAAGUAUCGA
Molecule: messenger RNA, 3589 nt
Organism: Gasterosteus aculeatus aculeatus (three-spined stickleback)
Lineage: Eukaryota; Metazoa; Chordata; Actinopteri; Perciformes; Gasterosteidae
Biological process (GO): regulation of transcription by RNA polymerase II
Cellular component (GO): nucleus
Molecular function (GO): DNA-binding transcription activator activity, RNA polymerase II-specific; RNA polymerase II transcription regulatory region sequence-specific DNA binding
Source: RefSeq, a predicted model, not a curated record